UAUUUACUGAAAAAUAAAACUUUGUGUGAUAUUUAACUUCAAAAACGAGUUCAGUUUGUAACCACAGUCCAAUAUAACAUUCUAUUUCAAAUAUAAUUUCGCUUCCUUUCGUGUCUUGCAAAUUUUGCGAACCAAAUUUUCAUGAACAUUGAGAGAUUUGGGUGAUGAGUUUGUCGUGAAGCUUGAUCACUCCUCCCUGAGAGGAGCGGAUACGUGAGUUCUGUGCAACCCUAAAGGAUGUGGUAAGCUGUAAGAUGAGGAAGAAAGCGAAGAGGAAGGAGUGUGUUGAGCUUUUUACACCCGAAUGCAAGCGGCUCGCUGCUGGGCCAGCACAGAAACUACCUCAAAUCUGGAUUAUUGGCACUCAUGUUAAAAAUGCACAGUAAUAUUUUGAAGAUGCUUUGAAGAAACAAAGAUGGAAGUGGAGGGGACUGAUGAACUGAGGACUUCCUGGUCUGACAUGUCAGGCGACGGUCACACAGUGUUUUAUGACCAUGCAGGGAAAAAGAGAAAACAAGAUCCUGCGCCUGAAGCUGUGAUAAGAAUCAUAGAGCAGGAUGAAGAGGAAGAAGAGGAGGGCGAAAUGUCACCUGACCACAUGAAAGAUUCAGAGGAGCCCAGUAAUAAGAGAGUCAAACCUGUGGGGAAAUCCAACAGCCUCACGGGUGUUAUACCCCAAAUGAAGACCCCAGCUCUGAAACGCUUCAGUCAGUCUAUUUCACGGUCUAUUAGCUUUCGCACAGAGGCUCGACCUCUGCCCCCGGCUCUCCCCCGUUCUCGCCAGAAGCCCUCCUCGUUUCCACGCCGGCGCAGCAGCCAGUGCUGGAGCGACACAGUGGAGAGCCACGACCUCACGGCCAAGGAAAUCAAACGCCAAGAGGUGAUUUAUGAGCUGACUCAGGGAGAAAGACAGCUGAUAGAGGACCUCAGUUUGGUUAAAAAGGUGUACUAUGAACCCAUGCUGAAGUUGGACAUCAUGUCUGAGAGUGAGCUUGGACAGAUCUUCGGUACUCUGGAAUCCCUUAUUCCCCUCCAUACAGAUCUUCUAAGUCGCCUUGAACGCUUGAGGGGAUCAGAAAAGACAGUUGGAGAAGUGGGGCCCACUCUGCUGAACUGGUUUCCUUGCCUCGAGGCCUAUGUCACGUAUUGCUGUAACCAGGUAGGAGCCAAAGCCCUGCUGGAUCAGAAGAAGAACGAGAAAAGAGUGGAGCACUUUCUUCGGCUUUGCCAGGAAUCUUCCUUCAGCAGGAAGCUGGACUUAUGGAACUUUCUGGAUCUCCCUCGAUCCCGUUUGGUCAAAUACCCUCUGUUACUGAAAGAAAUACAGAAGUGCACUCCUCCAGAUCACCCCGAUGAGGACUACUUACCAGAUGCUUUGGAAUUGAUUCAGAACAUUAUUGCUGAGGUAAACAAAAAGACCGGUGAGGCAGAGUGCCAGUUUUAUCGGCGAGGUCUCCACUACCUUGAAGACAGCCAAAGGUUACCAGAGAUCCAACAGUCCCGCUUCAUCUAUUGCCACGGAGAGCUCAAGAACAACAAAGGACAGCGGUUGCACGUAUUCCUGUUUGAGCUUGCUCUGGUGCUCACCAAACCUGGGGAGGAAAAAGACGGUGGACAUGUCUUCAAUGUGUACAGACAGCCGCUGCCCAACGCCUUAAUAAAUCUGGAGGAGAUUCCAGAUGGGGAAGCAGGUGGAGGAGGCACUUUCAGAGGAGCGUUCACUGGAGGAAACGAUAAAGUGAAGAACUGUUUCCGAGUCAGCAGCAGAGGGCGCUCCAAAUUCAACCCUUACAUUCUGCAGGCCAAUGACUCCUUCAGCAGGCAGCAGUGGAUCACUUGUCUGCGCCAAGCCAUUGUGCAGUCGCGGGACAGAACGGCUCAGACCAGCCAGUCGCGGAUCUCUCUUCACCCUGAUUCCGGCCUGUGUCACAUAGCGGAGCUCAGCCUCAGCUCAGACACGGACAUGGCGGACCACACCAGUCGCUGACUUUUGGGUGGAUUAUCAAAGACAUUUUGGGGUUGGUGGGGAGGGCAGGGGUCAUAUGGCCUUUUUUUGUAAAAGAUAUUUUAUAAGAGCACACAUUGUCGUGUCUUUUUUUGCUUUAUUUUUGGUUGCACACUUACUGUGAAAUAUGAAAAAAAAAAACCUCUGAAUCUUACUCAUAUUUUUCUAAUUUCUUGACAAAUACACAUUUACAAUUGGUGUAAAUUA
Molecule: messenger RNA, 2212 nt
Organism: Oryzias melastigma (Indian medaka)
Lineage: Eukaryota; Metazoa; Chordata; Actinopteri; Beloniformes; Adrianichthyidae
Gene: arhgef3l
Product: Rho guanine nucleotide exchange factor (GEF) 3, like
Exons: 13
Coding region: 416-1987 (523 amino acids)
Biological process (GO): intracellular signal transduction; positive regulation of Rho protein signal transduction
Molecular function (GO): guanyl-nucleotide exchange factor activity
Source: RefSeq, a predicted model, not a curated record